AUGUUGCUCCACAAGCUCUGGCUAGCAGGCGUGAUAUUGGGGGCUUCCCAGUCGGCCCUUGGCCUCAAGCUCCCCCACUCGCUCCUGGCGCUCCAAAACGUAUUCUCGCUCCAGCAGGCCCUGUGCCCUCACUACUCGUCCUUGAGCUCCCACGAGCUACCAAUAGACUUGGGCCAGUAUUCCGGCGAAAUAGUAGCCAGGUUGGACUACUCGAACGACCAUCAGCUCAAAAAGGCAUUGAUGGGCCGCAGCAUUUUCAAGUUCAAGAAAUGGGGCAAGAACAACGUCCUUCAAACGAUGGAUGUGCAGUUACACCCAGACACCUUACAGGAUAUGGCCCACCAGUUCCCCAACAUGAAGUACGAGGUAAUUAUUGAUGAUUUGGCCCAGAAGGUAUACGAGACAUACCCCCAGCACUGGGCUAGCAGCAAGUUGAACCCCACCCGCAUGAACGUAUUCUCAGAGCUCUUCUUCAAGGAAUACAGACCGUUGGAAACUAUCAACGCGUGGUUGAACAUCCUCCAAGAGACCUUCCCAAACCAGAUCAAGCUCGAGACCAUCGGAUACACCCACGAAAAUAGACCAUUGCAGGUGGUCCACUUCUCCACCGAGGCAGAUCCUGACCACAGCGACAAGCGCACGGUGGUGAUCACAGGAGGAAUACAUGCCAGGGAGUGGAUUUCUGUCUCGUCGGUGUUGUACUCCAUCUACGAGUUGUUGCAAUACUACAGCGCCAACCCUGACUCCUCCAUCCUCUCCAGGUUGGACUUCUUGUUCAUCCCUGUGUUCAACCCCGACGGGUACGAGUAUACCUGGUCUUCUGACCGGCUCUGGAGAAAAAACCGCCAAGAGACCGUUAAUCCAAACUGUUUAGGAAUUGACAUCGACCACUCGUUCGACUUCCACUGGACCCGUUCUUCGGACUGGGAAUGUGGUGAGGAGUACAGCGGCGAGAAGCCGUUCGAGGCCCUCGAGUCCAAGGUGUGGGACGAGUAUUUGAACGCCACAAACGAGAACCACAACAUCUACGGCUUUAUCGAUUUGCACUCGUACUCGCAGGAAGUGUUGUAUCCAUACGCCUACUCGUGUGCCAACCAACCCCGGGACGAAGAGAACUUGAUUGAGUUGGCCUACGGUAUUUCUAAGACCAUUAGGCAAGAGUCUGGCAAGAACUACAAUGUGAUGCCUGCUUGCGUGGACAAGGAUGCUGACUUGAUUCCUGACCUUGGUGCGGGAAGCAGCUUGGACUUCAUGUACCACAACAAGGCUUACCGUGCCUACCAAUUGAAGUUGAGAGACAGCGGAAGCCAUGGCUUCUUGUUGCCAGGUAAGUAUAUUGAGCCGGUGGGCAAGGAGAUUUUCGCUGGAAUCAAGUACUUCUGUAUUUUUAUUUUGGGAGACGACUAG
Molecule: messenger RNA, 1407 nt
Organism: Suhomyces tanzawaensis NRRL Y-17324
Lineage: Eukaryota; Fungi; Ascomycota; Pichiomycetes; Serinales; Debaryomycetaceae
Gene: ECM14
Product: putative metallocarboxypeptidase
Exons: 2
Coding region: 1-1407 (468 amino acids)
Biological process (GO): proteolysis
Molecular function (GO): zinc ion binding; metallocarboxypeptidase activity
Source: RefSeq, a predicted model, not a curated record